AUGCCUAAGCAGAGGCAGACUUGUACGAGGUGUUCGAUGAGGCGGCAGAAGUGCGAUCGGAAAAGCCCUUGCACAAGAUGCGUACAGAAUAAGGAGGGUCAUUUAUGUACGACGGAAUGGACGAACGGUUACAAUCCCGCUGUGCAUCGCAGAUACCCAAAGAAGGCGUCGCCUACGCAGCCACUUGCGUCGCUAGAUGGGAGCUCGCCGUCACAGUCAAGCACUCAGUCUUGGCCUUCAUUAUCUGCCCCUGGCCAAGGGCUGCCUACACAUUUUCGAUCGGAUCGCGACCGCGCAUUCUCAGCUACUUCUUCGUCAGAAGGCACCGCCGGCCAGGCUCAGGCGCUGACACCAAAUUCGACAAACGUCGAUUUUAUUACUUAUGGUCGAUCUGAUUUAGCGGACAUCAGCAUGGGGACCUUAUUAGCAGAGAAGGAUGAAUAUACACGAACUAAAGCUCUCAUGGACCGAGCGUUAAACCAAGGUCGAACGAAAACAUGCCUCGAUGAAGCCGCGACCGACGGAUUUGCGAAGGUGUUCUCUCCAGCUGCUCGAUCUGUCGAAGUGUAUCACAUCCAGUCACUAUUGCCGCCCAAGGAGCAAGUGUUCCGGUUAGUCGAUUACCACGAUCGCUGUAUGACUUAUUGGUGUGGCGGUAUCUACUAUGCCCCAAGCUUUCGAAGAAGUUUGCUCGAAGCGUACGGCCAAUUAGAAGAGCUGGACCUACGGGAUCAUGAUUGGCGAUGGUCUGCCUUAUUGUUUUCCAUCCUGUCUGCAAGCAUGAUCGGGUCGCCUGAAGCUGUUACUGCCUCCUGGGGUUUCUCUGAUGCCGAGAAGCUGAGACUCGCCAGACAGUGGGGAAACGCUCUGAUAUCCUGUCUCAAUCUCGGGGACUAUACCUCAAGGCACCAUAUUUACUCGGUUCAGGCUAUCCUCAAUAUGCACACAUCGGAGCAUCUUAUAGGAUCUACAAAGGAAUGGGCCGCUUUCCAAGCCGCUGCCACCGUCAUUGCUAGAGGACUGGGCCUUCAUAAGCUGGGUCUGCACCCCGAUGACGGAAAGUCGCCUCUGGAAAUGACCGCUGAGCAGCGAGAAGCUCUACUACAGCGCGAGAUUGGGAGAAGGGUCUGGGCCUCCCAGGACUGGCUUUGCUCUACUUCACAGGGCAUGUACGCCCUCCAGAAGAGACAUUUCACGUCUCUCCAACCCCGGCAUUACGACGAAGAGACCAUGGUCCCGGUUCACCCUGAGGACACCCCAACCUGCACACGCAUAGCUACCUAUCUCAACGAUAUAGCCUAUCUGCUCGUAUGCUACCUUGACGAUAUGUUCGAUGCACCGGACCUAGGCGCAAAAUACAAUGUCGUCUUAAGGUAUGAUGCUGCGAUGCGAGCAAUCACGAUCGAUAAGAUGCCAAGGUUCAUAUCUCUUCACACACCGUACAACCCUUCCUGGCCGCAAUGGACCGCGUGGGCAAGACGCUCCUAUCAGGCUUCCAGCGCACACAAGAUUAUAAUGGUCCAUCAGAGCUUCUUCGGCAGGAGUUUCAAGGAUUCUCGAUACGCCUAUAGUCGAUGGGCCUGUGUUGCAAGUUCAAAGGCCAUCAUAGAGGCCAUGAACGAACGGCACGAGGAUGAACCCCAGUGGUGGGUGGAGCAGGCUUUCGUAGUCACCGCGGGGCUCUGCUUAGCGCUCGAUCUCUGCCACCGAACAGAGAAAGAUGUAGAAGCACGAGAGCACCAGCUUUGGGUGGAGAAAGCAAUCAAGAUCCUCGAGCAAUGGCCGACCAGCUCUGUCGCAGGCCAUGGCAUCCGGCUUCUAACUUCGCUCCUGCAAGAGCACGCGAAGAACUGCUGA
Molecule: messenger RNA, 1857 nt
Organism: Trematosphaeria pertusa
Lineage: Eukaryota; Fungi; Ascomycota; Dothideomycetes; Pleosporales; Trematosphaeriaceae
Exons: 10
Coding region: 1-1857 (618 amino acids)
Biological process (GO): regulation of DNA-templated transcription
Molecular function (GO): DNA-binding transcription factor activity, RNA polymerase II-specific; zinc ion binding
Source: RefSeq, a predicted model, not a curated record